Molecule: messenger RNA, 1476 nt
Organism: Dovyalis caffra
Lineage: Eukaryota; Viridiplantae; Streptophyta; Magnoliopsida; Malpighiales; Salicaceae
Source: the annotation of a GenBank genome assembly
AUGGUUAGGGUUAGGGCAUCAUCUACUGCUGAUACGAUAAUGGAAGGGUCAGGGAGUAUUUCUGAUCCGUACAGAGGUGGAGGUGCAAAUAGUAAUAGUAGUAACAAUUCUUCUUCUUCUUCGUCGAGGAGAUAUGGAAUGCUAUCAGCUUCUAGUAUUAUUCAAGCACCUCUUUCUGCUUUAUUAGAGUAUUCUGGUCUUUUAAGAACUACUCGUUCAACUCACCAAGAAACCGAGUCUUUAAUUCCUGGUGGUAUUGGUGGAGGAGGACUUGGUUCUACUAGACUUGAUGAUUCAUCUGCUGCGGUGGUGGCUAAUAAUGGGGAGGUUGCCAUUAGGAUAAUUGGGGCGGGGGAGCAUGAACAUGAGAGGGAUGGUUCUGGUGGAUUGGUUGUUGGGCAAGUUGGUGGUGGGCAGAAUGAGGUGUUGGUGCAGCAGCAAACAAUGGGUGCGGAUGUUCUUCAGGGUGAUUUGAGAAGUGAUCGCGUAGGAGAUGUUGCUGGUGGUGCUAGUAGUCAGCAGAGUUCGAGUGUGGGUGGGGAUGGGGAAGCUGCGGAUGGGGCGGGGGGUAAUGGACGGGAUUCAACCUACCAGAGAUAUGAUAUUCAGCAAGCUGCUAGGUGGAUUGAGCAAGUGCUUCCAUUCUCUUUGCUUCUAUUGGUUGUCUUCAUUCGCCAGCAUUUGCAAGGUUUCUUUGUCACAAUUUGGAUUGCCGUUGUCAUGUUCAAGUCUAAUGAUAUUCUACGAAAACAAACAGCUCUGAAGGGAGAGAGGAAAAUCUCUAUGCUUGUUGGCAUCGCUCUUGCAUUUACACUUCAUGUGGUUGGCGUUUACUGGUGGUAUCAAAAUGAUGAUCUUCUGUAUCCAUUAAUCAUGCUUCCUCCUAAAUCUAUACCUCCUUUCUGGCAUGCUAUUUUCAUCAUCAUGGUGAAUGAUACUUUGGUCCGGCAGGCAGCAAUGGUAUUCAAAUGUAUUUUGUUAAUUUACUACAAGAAUGGUAGAGGCCGAAAUUAUCGUAAGCAGGGUCAAAUGCUUACUUUGGUUGAGUAUCUGAUGCUGCUGUACCGUGCCUUAUUGCCUACACCAGUCUGGUAUCGUUUCUUUUUGAACAAAGAAUAUGGGAGCCUCUUUUCAUCACUCAUGACUGGGUUGUAUCUAACUUUCAAGCUUACAUCUGUUGUUGAGAAGGUGCAAUCCUUCUUUGCUGCUUUGAAGGCAUUAUCACGUAAAGAGGUGCACUAUGGCGCAUAUGCAACAUCAGAGCAGGUUAAUGCAGCAGGGGAUUUGUGUGCCAUAUGCCAGGAAAAGAUGCAUGCUCCUAUACUACUUCGAUGCAAACACAUCUUUUGUGAGGAUUGUGUGUCAGAAUGGUUUGAGAGGGAAAGGACGUGCCCAUUGUGCAGGGCUUUGGUCAAAUCUGCAGAUCUCAGGUCGUUCGGUGAUGGUUCAACUAGUUUAUUAUUCCAGAUAUUCUAG